This is a messenger RNA of Cucurbita moschata (crookneck pumpkin), 1723 nucleotides long. RefSeq names its product cytochrome P450 71A1-like. Lineage: Eukaryota; Viridiplantae; Streptophyta; Magnoliopsida; Cucurbitales; Cucurbitaceae. The transcript is spliced from 2 exons. Gene Ontology annotation, molecular function: monooxygenase activity; heme binding; iron ion binding. Bases 41 to 1621 code for a protein of 526 amino acids. The record is from RefSeq and is a predicted model, not a curated record.
AGUUGCAGCCACUCAAUUUAUUCACACAAUUGGGAUAUCCAUGCUUACUAAUACCCCUUCCAUUGCCUCACCACCAUCAUCAAAUCGCCCAAUGGAUGUUUCUUCCUGGCUUUCUCACGCACCAGCAGGGAUGCCCACUCUCGCCAUCCUCCUCCUCCUCCUCCUCCUCCUCCUCCUCUCCCGCCGUCUCCGCCGUCCAAAUCUCCCGCCGGGACCCAAGCCUUGGCCCGUCAUCGGAAAUCUCCACUUGAUGGGUUCUCUGCCGCACCAAUCCAUUCACCGACUCUCCAAGAAAUACGGCCCCAUCAUGCAGCUUCGUUUCGGCUCAUUCCCCGUGGUUGUUGGAUCCUCCGUCCAGAUGGCUAAGCUUUUCCUCAAAUCCCAUGAUCUUAACUUCGUGUACCGCCCCAAAACCGCGGUUGGAAAGUACAUGACUUAUAAUUAUUCCAACAUAACUUGGUCUCAGUAUGGGCCUUACUGGCGUCAGGCUCGGAAGAUAUGGUUGUUGGAGCUUUUCAGUGCCAAGCGACUUGAUUCUUACGAGUAUAUCCGACGGGAAGAAAGGAAUGGGCUGCUUAAACAAAUAUACAAUUCUUCUGGAAACCCCGUUAAGCUUAAAUUGUACUUGUUUACUCUGAGUUUGAAUGUGAUUAGUCGGAUGGUGUUGGGGAAGAAGUACACGGACGAGUCGGAGAAUGGCAUCGUUAGUCCAGACGAGUUCAUGGAAAUGAUGGAUGAGUUGUUCUUGCUGAGUGGUGUGCUAAACAUUGGGGAUUUAAUACCCUGGAUUGAUUUCUUGGAUGUGCAGGGGUAUGUGAAGAGGAUGAAGGCAAUAAGUAAGAAAUUUGAUAGGUUUCUUGAACAUGUGUUGGAUCAGCAUGAUGAAAGGAGGCAGGGAGUGGAGGAUUAUGUGGCACAAGAUAUGGUGGAUGUUUUGUUGCAAUUAGAUGAGGAUCCUAAUCUUGAAGUCAAACUUGGAAGGCAUGGAGUGAAGGCAUUAACUCAGGAUCUUAUAGCAGGUGCAACUGAUACCUCAACAGUGACCGUGGAAUGGGCAAUGUCAGAGCUUUUGAAAAGUCCAGAGAUUUUGGAGAAGGCAACAGAGGAGCUUGACAGAGUGAUUGGAAGGGAAAGAUGGGUAGAAGAGAAAGACAUUGUGAAUUUGGAAUACAUGGAUGCGAUAGCAAAAGAGACGAUGAGGCUGCAUCCUGUGGUGCCAAUGUUGGUGCCCAGAUUGAGUAAUGAGGACUGCCAAAUUGCAGGCUACGACAUACCCAAAGGCACCAGGGUGCUCGUGAAUGUGUGGACCAUUGGGAGAGACCCUACAGUGUGGGAGAACCCAGAUGAGUUUAAUCCAGGGAGGUUCGUGGGGAAGGACAUAGACGUGAAAGGCCAGGACUUCGAGCUUCUGCCGUUUGGGUCUGGAAGGAGGAUGUGCCCUGGGUAUAGUCUCGGUCUAAAGGUUGUGAUGUCGACUCUAGCCAAUCUGGUGCAUGGAUUUACGUGGGAAUUGGGUGGAGAUUUGAACAUGGAGGAAGUGUUUGGCCUCACAACUCCCAAGAAAUUUCCACUCCAGGCUAUAGCACAACCUCGCCUUCCGCCUCAUCUUUACUCUGUCUGAUGGACUGAGUUGGUGGUGUAAUUUCAAAUAUGAAUUUGAAUGUUAUGUUAUAAUAAUUUGGUUUGAAGUUUAUUGGAGUGAGCUGACAAAGACGUAUAUUUA